AUGGCACACAGAUUGGCAGCCCCCAAGCUGGUGACCCUCCUCCUUCUGGGCGCUCUCCUUCGCUACACCACCUUCACCCUGGGCGCCAACUCCACGCAGACCGACGGAGUCAUCUUCCAGAGCAACGUGUUCCAGGCCUCGAAGGUGGUCGGCCGCCAGGACUACUUCGACCAGACCGUUCUCAUGCUCUUCGCCAAGAACGAGACCUACGCGUGGCUCACCUGGUGGGGCUUCUGUGGCAGCAGCCGCGGCCACCUCGAGUACUUUGACGUACUCCAGGACGCCAUCAAGGGGACCUCGUUCGCGGGCCUCGUACGUAUGUCCGACGGCCGCCCGGCCCAGCUCUGGGAGUACCGGUCGCCCAGCUUCAGCGACUGGGUGCGCCGUGUGUGGGUGACCAACGACACGCGUCAGGAGCCGCUCCGGGCAUGCUCCUACUGGGCCUACGACAACACGGGCUACGAUGUGGAGUUCACGGGCGUGAGCGCAGGGGGGUCGCCGGACGACUUCAAGCCGGCCGGCUCGUGCUCGGUCCCGUCCGUCGUCGUCACCGGCCACCACGGCUUCGACUCGAAUGCAGUGGAGCCGAAGGAGAUGCUGGCUGGCCGCCGUGCGAGCGAGGCCAUCACCGAGGCGAGCUUAAUGGCCAGGAAGCUGAGAAAGGAUUAA
Acanthamoeba castellanii str. Neff is the source of this 669-nucleotide messenger RNA. RefSeq lists its product as uncharacterized. Bases 1 to 669 code for a protein of 222 amino acids. NCBI's taxonomy places the organism in Eukaryota, Discosea, Longamoebia, Acanthamoebidae. The record is from RefSeq and is a predicted model, not a curated record. The transcript is spliced from 2 exons.